AACCAGCAUCCUUUUUACACCGGAAUUAUUUUUUGAAAACGCACCGAUAUGCUCGCACGUUAGUUGUUAGUGUAGUAUAGUGGUAGUGUGUGGUAAAUUAAGGAUAACACGAACAUUUAAGGAUUACGAUGACGAUACAACAGAUGUUUGUUGCACUCUUGUGCUCGUUAUUGGCAACGCAACAAAUUGCAGCUGUCGUAAAUAAUUCAAAAUCGGUCAGUAUAGAAGAAUCCAGCAACAAAACUGAUAGUGUCGCAAAAAUACCGGAUUCAGUUUCAUCAGCAAGUGAACAAGAAGCAAAGCGUCGCGACGCUCCUCCCAGUGAUACAUACGGCGCCCCCUUGAGUGGAGGAGGUAUCGACUCGUAUGUUCCUUCAGGGCCCAGUAAUCCCGGCCUUCCGAUUCCAGUCUAUGGAGUCCCCGAUGCACCCUCAAAUAAUAUUGUUUAUCCGGCACCACCACCGGACAUACCUCCACCUCUCCCCCAAAUAUCCUCCAAUUAUGGCCUCCCAUUUAAAACUUACGGUCCGCCACAAUUAAUCAAUAAUUUUGAUUUGGGCCACUCAACUGAUUUCGUACCGCCUCCACCUCCGGCAAAGUAUCUUCCUCCUAUAAGAUCGCACAAACCCUUCAGUGCGCCCAAGCUGCCAAGGCCGCGACCGCAAUAUGGGCCACCACACAAACCCAUUUUUGUGCCAAAAUUGCCUAAACCCAACUACGGACCUCCGAAAUCCUUAUAUGGACCUCCAAAGCAACCACUAUUUGUGCCACACAAGAACAAUUUUAAACAACAAUCGGUUAAGAUUGUUACGGUUCCGGCUAAUAAUUACGGAGUGCCGAAUCUUGGCCAUGGGCAAGAGGCGUUUGUUUCACCACCGGUAGCUAUAGGACAUGGGCAUUAUGGACCGCCUGAUCCCGUUCCACAUGCACCUCCUCCGGGAGUACCAGCGCCGCCGACUCCACCGGAUAUUAAAUACGAUGGAUGGCAACCCAUACCUGGAUUGGUGUCAAGGCCGCCGGAUACGUACGGAGUCCCCGAAGCUGAACAUCACGGAACCGCAGACUUACAAGUGAACACUGAUUUUAUCCCACCACCACCAGCGGAUGACGGUCACAGUUUCGCCUCACUUGGCUUAGGUUACAAUCCUCCAUCUCAUGGAAUAAGUGACUCUUACGGAGCCCCCUUAAAUGCGGUUACUGGAUCUGGGGCUGUUGUUAGCUCGUCUGGUGAUGCACACCACGACGACGAAUCCUUGUCUCUUGGUCUAUCAGCAGCUGGGAUUAACUCCGGCCAAAGUCAUCUCUCAGUGAUUAAAAGUAUAGGAUAUGAAAUUUUUCCUAACGUAGGGGGUGGCUUAAGCCACAUUGAUGACACCUACAGCUCACCACCACUAGAUUCAUACUCGCAUGAUGGCCCAUAUACUGCUGCUCACUCUCAAAAAUCUAAUGGGUUGUCAUCAAGUUUCUCGUUUGGUGGUUCGAUAAAAUCGCAUGGUUUGUCUGGAGGUCACGGCUUAAUUCCUCCGAAUGGUCUUUAUGGAGCUCCUCCUAGUAGUCAUUACGGAACACCGCUUUUGUCAAAACCAACUCAACAAUAUGGUGCUCCCUUAAACGCUCUAAAAAUUAAUCCGCCUAAACAUCCAGUUAUUUUCCGAGAACCCGUCCCUCAAGGUUUGAUUCAAUCAAUUGGUCAACACACUGCUCACAAAGAUGCUUAUGGUAUUAUUGAAAGUACUCAUUCUAGUAGUCUUUCUUCGGGACCUACUUAUAUUCCACCCCCAAUUCCCGAUGUUACAAAACCCGUAAAAGAAGAAGAACCACCAUCACCUUCCAGUUUGUACAGUUUGCCUCAUGCUCAUUCGGCAGCUUCGUUCCAAAAUGUAGCCCAUGGUUCGUCGUUUGAUUUCGGGUCAAGUUAUUUUGGUGGUGGUCAGCAUUUAACAAGCUAUACAGCUCCUUUAGGUAGUAUAGAUGGGUCUUAUGGUUUACCGAUACAUUCAGCUUCUGGUUAUUCAGUAGCUGUAGACAAUGCACCAUCUGGUGGUUUGACGGUGGGUAUUGAUAAUUCUCACCCUCCUGUGACUAUUGAUUUAACUUCUGCGACUAGUAAUGUAGGCCCAAGCUAUGCUCACUUAUCUCAUGGUUAUGGUUACCAAAAUGUUCAUGAUUGUAGUUUACACAAAUCGCAGCCUUUACCAUCAUUGUCUUACGGUGUACCAUCUGCUAAUACUUAUACAGCGUCUUUAUCAUCCUUGACUACUAAUAUAGGUGGGUCUUAUCACGGUGAUCUUCAAACUGCUCAUUCGCAAAAAGUUUCAACCGGGGUUUCUAUCAAUUCUAUUUAUAAUUCAUCUCAGGAAAAAAAUUAUGGAAAAUCGCUUGCUCAGAAAUUUGGGCCUGGAGCUGAAUUAAUACAAUCGCAAAGUCUCGACAUUAAUAAUAUUCCAGUGCAGGGAUCUUUAGGUAGUUAUACUUUACAAAUUCAGUCAGCGGAUGGUUUGAACGGUCCUCAGUCAUCUUCUGGGCCUGUUUCACAUGCUCAAGUUUUAAAUGAUGGUUUAUUACAGUCAAUUUUGGCCGCUAUAGAGCAACCACAAAGCAAAAAUAAUAAAAUCUUAGGGCAGCCUUUGUCAAAAUUACAGCCGAGCGAGAGUUACAGCGAAUCUUUUGAGUCAGAUUCAGACGGGCAGCAUUCCGUAACAAAUGCCGUUGUCGUUCCAUCACCGGUAACGGAAGCAACUUCAACAACAACGACUACACAAGAACCAGAAUCUGAGUCUGAAACGGACACUUCACUCCAUUUAAUAGACGACAACGAGAUUGCAUUGUACUUCAGCAACAAUUUGCAAGAUGCAGAAAAUGGUUCAAGAAAAAACAAUACAAGUGAUGGCGUGCUAAACGGUCAACAGUACGGAAGUUACGUUUCGUUUAAAACGCCAAAUGCUAGUUUUGUGUAUGGAAACAUACCAAGUGACAAGUCGCAAGAAAGACAAGACAAGGAUUAGUGUGUCGAAUCUGCUCAAGAACUUUUUAGUCAUGAACUGAGUUCCAUUCAAAUGAAGUUAAAGUGGAGUUCGGGUAUUGUUAUUUAUGCGCGGCAUAGAUGCCUCCAAGGCGAUCUGAUAUUAUUAGUGAUCGAAAUAAUUUAUUGUAUGUUUAAUUGAUAGAUUAAGGAAAAAAAACUAUGUACAAAAGUUUUUUAAAAACUAAUAAAACAUUCCUGAAA
This is a messenger RNA of Tribolium madens (black flour beetle), 3226 nucleotides long. RefSeq names its product atrophin-1-like. Bases 129 to 3005 code for a protein of 958 amino acids. The transcript is spliced from 2 exons. Lineage: Eukaryota; Metazoa; Arthropoda; Insecta; Coleoptera; Tenebrionidae. The record is from RefSeq and is a predicted model, not a curated record.